Messenger RNA from Hevea brasiliensis (rubber tree), 1868 nucleotides. RefSeq lists its product as uncharacterized. The record is from RefSeq and is a predicted model, not a curated record. The transcript has 8 exons. Gene Ontology annotation, cellular component: spliceosomal complex. NCBI's taxonomy places the organism in Eukaryota, Viridiplantae, Streptophyta, Magnoliopsida, Malpighiales, Euphorbiaceae. Bases 78 to 1694 code for a protein of 538 amino acids.
AAUCUGGCCAGCGUCAGUCGGCUGAUUAAACCAACAUUAGUCUCUAGGGACUGAUCGCGACACCAUAGGGCACAGAAAUGGAAGUGGCCAACGCUCGCAGCUACAACCCCAAACGCAAGCGCGGCGACUCUUCUCCGCCGCUCCCUGCGGCCAACGGCAUCCCUUCUAAAGAUAACGAUAGCGACAACUUCGACCUCUCCAUCUUGGAAGCUGUCGAAAAAUCCCAAAAGGAAAGCGCUGUCGAAGUGCUCGACCUUCGUACUCUGAAGAAGCUUGUCCUCUCCUUCGAGCGCCGUUACAAAGAGAACAUCGAGGCCCGCCUCAAGUACCCUGACCAGCCAGAACGCUUCGCCGAUUCCGAGAUCGAGCUCCACCAAGAGCUCCAAAAGCUCAAAAUCCUCGCCGGAGGGCCCGAGCUUUAUCCAGACCUCGUCAAUCUUAACACUAUUCCUUCUAUUAUCGGGCUCCUUUCUCAUGAUAACACUGAUAUAGCUAUUGACGUCGUCCAGUUGCUUCAGGACCUCACCGACGAGGAUGUUCUUGAGGAUAACGAUGAGCCUGCGCGUGUUCUUGUUGAUGCCCUUAUAGAAAACAAUGUCUUGGAGUUGCUGGUUCAGAAUUUGCAGAGAUUGUCGGACACGGACCCUGAUGAGAUGUCUGCUGUGUAUAAUUCGCUUGCGACGAUCGAGAAUCUGAUAGAGGUGAAGCCGGCGGUUGCGGAAUUGGUGUGUGAAAGAACCAAGAUACUCCGGUGGUUGUUAGGGAAGAUAAAGGUGAGGGAGUUCGAUAGCAACAAGCAGUAUGCCUCGGAGAUAUUGGCGAUUUUGUUGCAGAACAGCACUGCGAACCAGAAGAAGUUGGGGCAGAUGAAUGGUGUGGAUGUGGUUUUGCAGGCUGUGGCAAUGUACAAGUCUAAGGACCCCAAGAGCUCCGAUGAGGAGGAAAUGGUAGAGAAUCUCUUCGAUUGUUUGUGUUGUUUGUUGAUGCCAUUGGAAAACAAAGAGAGGUUUGUAAAGGCUGAGGGAGUGGAGUUGAUGAUUAUUAUUAUGAAGCAGAAGAAAUCUGCUUAUGGGUCUGCCAUAAGGGCACUUGAUUUUGCCAUGACCAAGUACCCACCAGCAUGUGAACGGUUUGUGGAUGUUUUGGGCUUGAAGACAGCGUUUGCAGCUUUCAUGGGUAAGAUCCCCACGAGCAAGAAGAACAAGAAAGAACGAUACCAAGAGGAGUUAGAAGAACGCAUUGUAUCCCUAAUUGCUUCAUUAUUUGGUGGAAUAUUGAGAGGUUCUAGAAGGGACAGAUUGCUAAGUAAAUUUGUGGAAAAUGAAUGUGAGAAGAUAGACCGCCUUAUGGAGCUCUAUAUCAGAUAUUCAGAUAGAGUAAAAGUAGAGACUGAACGGAUGGACCAGCUUGAGCUCGAUGAUUUAGAGAUAGAUGAAGAGGAAAGAUACAAUCGAAGACUGGAAUCUGGACUCUACACUCUUCAGUUGAUAGCGGUUAUUCUGGGUCAUCUUUGGUGCUCGGAGCACUCUCGAAUGAGAGCAAGAAUUGAACUAUUAUUGAAGCAGCAUAAACUUACUAGGGAGGAUGUUAAGGAUAUACUUCAGGAAUAUCAUGACAACAUUGGUGAUCUAGAUGGACCUGACGAGAAAGAGCGAGCACAGGCAAGGAUCCAGAAAUUUAUCUCGGCAUUUUAAUCAUUUGAUGCUUUCUUAGAGGCAUAGAUAUUUUAGUAAGGUUUAGUAUUGUAAAAUUGCAACUAUCAUGCUUAUUCAAUUAAGCCUUCGAUGUUGAAGUACUUGUACCAUAAGCAGUUAAUUGGGAAAAGCCUUACUGAAAAGUGAUGAUGUUCAAUAUGUUGGUUUAAAUCA